Messenger RNA from Ruditapes philippinarum (Manila clam), 1884 nucleotides. RefSeq lists its product as uncharacterized. Bases 1 to 1839 code for a protein of 612 amino acids. The transcript is spliced from 12 exons. The record is from RefSeq and is a predicted model, not a curated record. Gene Ontology annotation, cellular component: membrane. Gene Ontology annotation, molecular function: wide pore channel activity. Lineage: Eukaryota; Metazoa; Mollusca; Bivalvia; Venerida; Veneridae.
AUGUUUCGUGUGGUCCUUGAAUUAUUCCCAACAAUCACAACUGCUGCUGGAUCAAUCGGAACUGUUGUUACUUCAAAUACUGCAACACAGUCAACUUCAGCUGCACGCUUAUCUACUACUAACUCACCUACAACUUUAACGAUAUCUUCUACUACUAUAGCUGUUACACCUCCCUCAACUACACCAUACAGUUACUGGCUAAUGGCAGCAAAUGUGACAGGGACACCUUUACAGUACGUUGGCAUCGGGUACAACCUAUUGACCGGAAAUCCUGAGUCCAUCAGUGACCCUGGAUUUAAAACCUCAAGUAGAAUAUUUCAGUUGACAGGUAAUUCUAGCUCUGUUAGAGAAGUGUUAUAUCAGGAAACAUCAACUUGUACGACUCACAAAUUUAAUACAUUUAUCCAUGGCUCUAAAUCUUACCAGAACGAACUGCUACAGUUUGUGAAUCCAAGCGCCUCACAUGAUUCCAGUUUAACUGAAUCAGCGUUCACCUAUAAUGUGGCGUUUGAGUCAUUUAAAGAUAACGUUGACAAUAGUAGCAACUUUUACAUGGACGUCAUUAGUAAUUGCAAACUCGGCAGUGCACUGUAUAGAACUGAUCUUGCUGAUAAAAACAAUUUCACGAUCACUAAGGAAUUCGCCAAAGAUAUUUGCUCCUUGCCAACGGACGGAAAUUCCACUGUAGAGUAUAUGGCGUUUCUAGAUAAGUGGGGUACGAGCAUAGUGACACAGGUAGACAUUGGAGAGACGAGUAUUGAACGAUACCAUACGACAGCCGACCAGAUUAUAAAGAACACCCAACUUCUGGCUCCGGACCUUAUUGAACACAAAGGUGCAUAUCAAGGUUACAAGUCGUCAUUGAGUAUCAAUCCCUCAGACUUUAAGAACAGCCCUGCUGCUGCUAAUCCAUUCGGAACACAUCAGACAAUAUCGAUGGGGACAUCCCAGCAUCCAGUUCCGGUUGGAGCUCAGUUGGUUCCGAUCUCUGACGCAUUGAAUUGGAUAUAUUGGGAACCGAUUGUAGAUGAACUGAUGGCCGAAGGUAUUUGUUCCGACAGUAUAUAUGGGACGGGCAUGAAACACUAUUUGAAUUAUAUUCAGACGGCACUUAGUCAGUAUGUUGGACAUACGGAUUCCAAAACAGGAAUUAGUCACACUCCUUUAGAUCACGGCAUACAAGUUCCCAUUACUUGGCCUGUUGGUACGUAUGGUUUGAUGCAGACUGCACAUGGAUGUCCAGCCGAUCAGACGGUCUGGUUGUCUGGAUGGAGAAGACAGGAUACUGAAGAUUUGAGGUCCAAGAAUUCUUUCUCGUCAAGCAUUGCGUCCUAUAUGAAAGGAGAUUUCGCCAGUAACAAUAUUAAGACCUACUUCUGUAUGAAGAACAGACCAACGAUAACAGCAUACGAUCAAUCUUGGCAAGAAGGUUCAUACUGUUUGCUGAAACACGGCUCGUGUCCAAGAGGAUUUUCUAGUGGAUACGUGUACUGGGACGACGAAGAUCUGAACAACGACAAUUCAAGGGGCGGAACUCUUCCAGACGGUACAUACGACAAGAACACGAAAAUCUAUUACUGCUGCAGGAACGAUGGCUCCGUCACUACACCACUUCUAUUACCCACGGAAAAACCGUUCAUACUCGUGCGUUAUGGUAGAACAUGUCAGGCUGUGCACGGAAUGCACGUGCGUAACCUGUAUAUACACUGGGAUGACGAGGAUCUAGGGAACAAGGACAGCUCAGGUGGCAUGCACCCCCUGGACGACGGAGGGUCACACAACCACCAGCUGCAUUACUGUUACUACUUCACAUCUAGUGCUACAUCUAUUGUUGGCUAAAAUGUUUCCGAACGAAAUGUUCAUCCGGAAUAAAUGUUGACAGCA